Molecule: messenger RNA, 1497 nt
Organism: Neoarthrinium moseri
Lineage: Eukaryota; Fungi; Ascomycota; Sordariomycetes; Amphisphaeriales; Apiosporaceae
Exons: 1
Coding region: 1-1497 (498 amino acids)
Biological process (GO): spliceosomal complex disassembly; mRNA splicing, via spliceosome
Cellular component (GO): U2-type post-mRNA release spliceosomal complex; nucleus
Molecular function (GO): DNA binding
Source: RefSeq, a predicted model, not a curated record
AUGAGUGCGUUUGGCGCCAAGCGGAAAGCCCGAAAGAUCACCGUGCAGGAUCAAGACGACGAUGACGCCUCCGCGCCCUCGGUCGCUUCGCCCUCGGCAUCCCAAGACUUCGACCAAGGGCCCGCGCUCCAGCCGACCUUCAAAUCGCGGCCCUUCAAGCAGUCCUCACUGCGCAAGACCAUCAACCUGUCCGACGACGGCCCCAAGGACUCGACCGAAGAUGACGAAGACGGCGGUGCGCCACUGGUCGUACGGCCAUCGCUCGGCGGGAGGAGUGCCUCAUCCAAGAUAAAGAAGCGCGCACCCAACUCGAAGCUGUCGUUCGGCGCAAGCACCGAGGCUGCUGGGGGGGAUGACGACGCCAUGAUACUGGGAGGGGAUGACUCCGAUGCUAGGGACACGGCGGGCUCGGAAACCGGGGCUUACAAGAAAAAGGGGAUCACAAGGAACAAUCGCCUGCCCUUACGCUCCAUGGAGACAGAAGAGGACCGGCCGCGCUACAGCAAGGAAUAUCUGUCCGAGUUGCAGAGCGCAACGCCAAACGCGCCGGCGGACAUUGGGUCAUUACAAAUAGCGGAGGAUGACGUGGAGAUGUCUCUCGACCCCUCCGAGCUCGAGGGCGCGACUCUGGUUGAAACGGCGCCAGCAGCCGAGCCCACCGCCAUUCUCACCGAGGCCCAGGUGCGCGAGAAGAAGGAGCGGCGCGCGCGGCUGGCUCAGCAGGCCGGGGCCGAGGACUUCAUCUCGCUGUCGGACGACGACCGCGGCGCCGGCGAGUCGUACAUGUCGGUGCUAUCCAAGCGGCAGCCGCAGGCCCUCUCGCAGAAGAAGGAGAAGCGCCUGGUGGCCGACGACAACCUGGACGAGGACGACUCCUUCUUCGUCGAGGACGGCGGCCUGUCGCUGGGCUCCAAGGCCGAGCGGGCCGCCCGCCGCCAGAAGCGCGCCGACAUGGCCUCCAUGAUCGCCACCGCCGAGGGCGCCGACGACGACGACACGUCGGACGACAGCGAGGCCGAGCGCCGGGCCGCCUACGAGGCCGCGCAGACGCGCGCCGGCAUGGACGGGCUGGCCGACGAGCGCGAGCAGCAGCGCCGCCGGCUCGGGCUCCGCGACGGCGCCGGCCCCAUGCCCACGCCCCCCAAGAUCGCGCCGCUGCCCGACCUGAGCGUGCUGCUCGCCGCCUUCCAGGAGAAGAUGGGCCGGCAGGAGGCCGAGCUGCGCGGGGCGCGGGCCCGCAUCGAGGAGCUCCGGCGCGAGCGCGAGGGCAUCGAGCGCCGCGAGCCCGAGGUCCCGCAGCUGCUCAACGAGGCCGGCGAGAGGUACCGGUCCCUGAUGGGCGGCGACGUGGUGGUGCCGGAGGACGGGGGCGCGAACGGGACCGUGGCGGCCGCCAAAUCGCUGCUGGAUCAGGCCAAGUCGACGGAUACCCCAGGCAGAGGGCUGGAGAGUCUGGGCACGACGCCUCUGCGACAGGUGGACCAGAUGGAGAUGUAA